Miscanthus lutarioriparius is the source of this 561-nucleotide messenger RNA. Lineage: Eukaryota; Viridiplantae; Streptophyta; Magnoliopsida; Poales; Poaceae. The record is from the annotation of a GenBank genome assembly.
AUGGCGGGUGCGGGUCUUGUUCCGCAGGCCAUUGUUCUCGCCCUCGGCGCCGGGGCGUUGGGCGGGUCCGACGCACUGCGCCUCCUGCUCCAGCUCGCGGGCCGGAUCAGCCCCGCCGCGGACCUCGCCAUCUGCGUCGCCAUCAUCAGCCUCCUCACCGCCCCGCUGCUCGGCACCAUGCUGCUGGCACGCUUCGUCCUCAAGGCGCGCGCGGGCGCGGGCGGCGGCGCCGUGCCGGCGGCGACGGACCUCUUCGCCCAGGUGACCGCGAUGGUCUCCGUCGGCGCCGCCUUCGUCGUGACCGCGUGCCUCCUCGUCGUGCCCGGCGGGGCGCCGUCCGCCUCCCGAUCGACUUCGCCGUCGAGAACCCGGUCGUGGUCACCGUUCUCGCCAUGUGCGCCGCCUUCGCCGCCGCCGCCGUGGCUCUGCGGGCCCGCCGCUUCUUCCGCGUGGCGGGUCGCAAUCGUCACGGUCGCGGGCACCAUGCUUCUUGUCCGGUGCUCACGCAGGGCGCGUAAUACCGCCGGCGCCGGUGGUGGCGCCGCUGCCCGUACAAGCUGA